UGCUGCCAGCGACGCGCGCCCGGAGCGCAGGGGACACCGGCCCGGCCGCGGGCGCGGCGUUGCGGAGCGCCCGCGAGAGUCGCCCGUGCCCUGCGCCAGACUCAGCCAGCCGCAGCCGUCACCCGUGUCCAGGGUGCGGGGUACCACAUUACUGUCGUCUCCCUGUGAGUGGGACUGGCAACCCAGCUACAGCUGCAGGCAGAAGGAUCCCACCACACACAGACCCGUGCCAGCCGAGAGCCUGCUUCCCCAGGCCCCAGGCAUGGAAGAGCUGAUAUGGGAACAGUACACUGUGACCCUACAGAAGGAUUCCAAAAGAGGAUUUGGAAUUGCAGUGUCUGGAGGCCGAGACAACCCCCACUUUGAGAAUGGAGAGACCUCCAUCGUCAUCUCCGACGUGCUCCCGGGCGGGCCUGCUGACGGGCUGCUGCAAGAAAAUGACAGGGUGGUCAUGGUUAACGGCACCCCCAUGGAAGAUGUGCUGCACUCAUUCGCCGUCCAGCAGCUGAGAAAAAGCGGAAAGAUCGCUGCCAUCGUGGUCAAGAGACCCCGGAAGGUGCAGGUGCCCCUGCCGCAGGGCAGCCCUGUCCUGGAACGGGAUGACCCGGCUUUUGAGGUGAUGGACGACUUGGAUGGCCGAAGUUUCCGCAGCGGGUACAGUGAGAGGAGCAGGCGUAGCAGCCAUGAGGGGCUCAGCCGCAGCUGGGAGGACAGCCCAGAGCGGGGGCGGCUGCAUGAGCGUGCCCGGAGCCGAGAACAGGACCGCAGCCGGGACCAGAGCCGGGGCCGCAGCUUGGAGCGGGGCCUGGACCACGACUAUGGGGGCGCCCGAGACCGGAGUCGUGGCCGGAGCCUGGAGCGGGGCCUAGACCACGACUUUGGGCGCCCGCGGGACAGCAGCCGCGGCCGGAGCAUUGACCGCGACUACGAGCGCUCCUAUCGCCAAGGCUACAACGACCCGGACUAUGAGCAGGCCUCCAGCCCGUCAGGGGGCUACCGCCACAGAGCCCAGGCCGACGCCCGGUAUGAGGGGCGCCGCAGCCGCAGCCGUGAGCACCUGCAUUCCCGCAGCCCCAGCCCAGAGCCACGGGGCCGGCCGGAGCCGGAUAGGCCCAUUGGAGUCCUUCUGAUGAAAAGCAAAGCAAAUGAAGAGUACGGCCUCCGGCUUGGGAGUCAGAUCUUCAUAAAAGAAAUGACCAGGACGGGACUGGCAACUAAGGAUGGCAACCUCCACGAAGGGGACAUCAUUCUCAAGAUCAAUGGGACUGUCACUGAGAACAUGUCUUUAACGGAUGCUCGAAAACUGAUCGAGAAGUCUAGAGGAAAGCUGCAGCUGGUGGUGCUGAGAGACAGCCGGCAGACCCUCAUCAACAUCCCAUCACUGAAUGACAGCGACUCGGAAAUAGAAGAUAUCUCGGAAAUAGAGUCAAACCGAUCAUUUUCUCCAGAGGAGAGACGCCAGCAGUAUUCUGAUUAUGAUUAUCAUUCAUCAAAUGAGAGGCUGAAGGAACGACCAAGUUCAAGAGAGGACACGCCAAACAGAUUGUCCAGGAUGGGCGCCACCCCAACUCCGUUCACGUCCUCUGGGGAAGCUGCAGCUGUGGUUGUCACGGAGACCAGCAAGGAACCUAGGUACCAAGAGGAACCGCCAGCUCCUCAACCCAAACCAGCCCCGAGAACGUUCCUUCGUCCUAGUCCUGAAGAUGAAGCAAUAUAUGGCCCUAAUACCAAGAUGGUGAGGUUCAAGAAGGGAGACAGCGUGGGCCUCCGGCUAGCAGGUGGCAAUGAUGUUGGGAUAUUUGUCGCUGGCAUUCAGGAAGGCACAUCGGCGGAGCAGGAAGGCCUGCAAGAAGGGGACCAGAUUCUGAAGGUGAACACUCAGGACUUCAGAGGGCUGGUUCGGGAGGAUGCUGUUCUCUACCUGUUAGAAAUCCCCAAAGGUGAAACGGUGACCAUUUUAGCUCAGAGCCGAGCUGAUGUGUACCGAGACAUCCUGGCUUGUGGCAGAGGGGACUCGUUUUUUAUAAGAAGCCACUUUGAAUGCGAGAAGGAGACUCCGCAGAGCCUGGCCUUCGUCCGGGGCGAGGUCUUCCGGGUGGUGGACACGCUCUAUGACGGCAAGCUGGGCCACUGGCUGGCCGUGAGGAUCGGCAACGAGCUGGAGAAAGGCCUGAUCCCCAACAAGAGCAGAGCUGAGCAGAUGGCCAGUGUUCAGAAUGCCCAGCGAGACAACGCUGGGGACAGGGCCGACUUCUGGAGGAUGCGGGGCCAGAGAUCCGGGGUGAAGAAGAACCUGAGGAAGAGCCGGGAAGACCUCACAGCUGUCGUGUCUGUCAGCACCAAGUUCCCGGCCUACGAGAGGGUUUUGCUGCGAGAGGCGGGUUUCAAGAGACCUGUGGUCUUAUUCGGGCCCAUAGCAGAUAUAGCGAUGGAGAAACUGGCAAACGAGUUACCUGACUUUUUUCAAACUGCUAAAACAGAACCCAAAGAUGCAGGAUCCGAGAAAUCCAGUGGAGUGGUCCGGUUAAAUACUGUGCGGCAAAUUAUUGAACAGGAUAAGCACGCACUGCUGGAUGUGACGCCGAAAGCUGUGGACUUGCUGAAUUACACGCAGUGGUUCCCGAUUGUGAUAUUUUUCAGCCCGGAUUCUAGGCAGGGCGUCAAAACCAUGAGACAGAGGUUGAGUCCCACAUCCAACAAAAGCUCCCGGAAGUUGUUCGAUCAAGCGAACAAGCUGAGAAAAUCGUGUGCACAUCUGUUUACAGCUGUCAUCAACCUGAAUUCGGCCAACGACAGCUGGUUCGGCAGCUUGAAGGACACCAUUCAGCAUCAGCAAGGAGAGGCAGUGUGGGUCUCCGAGGGAAAGAUGGAAGGGAUGGAUGAUGACCCCGAAGACCGCAUGUCCUACUUAACCGCCAUGGGCGCGGACUAUCUGAGUUGCGACAGCCGCCUCAUCAGUGACUUUGAAGACACCGACGGCGAAGGAGGCGCCUACACUGACAAUGAGCUGGAUGAGCCAGCCGAGGAGCCGCUGGCAUCUUCCAUCACCCGCUCCUCAGAGCCGGUGCAGCAUGAGGAGAGCAUAAGGAAACCCAGCCCAGAGCCAAGGGCUCAGAUGCGGAGGGCUGCUAGCAGAGAUCAACUUAGGGACAAUAGCCCGCCCCCGGCAUUCAAGCCAGAGCCGCCCAAGGCCAAAACCCAGCACAGAGAAGAAUCCUUUGACCAACCCAAGGCCUCCACUGCUGCUGACCGCGAGCUGCCCAGCACAUCCUUCAAAGCGUGCCCUCCGCCCAUUGCCGCGAAACCCGCUUUUGGCAGGCCUAUCCUGAAGCCCUCCACGCCCGUGCCUCCCCCGGAGGGGGAGGGGCUGGGAGAGAGCAGUGAGGAGCAAGAUCACACCCCGAAGUCAGUCCUGGGCAAAGUCAAGAUAUUUGAGAAGAUGGAUCACAAGGCAAGACUACAGCGGAUGCAGGAGCUGCAGGAGGCACAGAAUGCCCGGAUUGAAAUCGCGCAGAAGCAUCCCGAUAUCUAUGCAGUUCCAAUCAAAACGCACAAGCCGGACGCCGGCCUGCCCCAGCACACGAGUUCCAGGACCCCAGAGCCGCAGAGGGCGCCCUCCAGACUGUACCAGGAUGGCCGGGGCAGUCACGGGAGUGACGCCGAGGAGGAGGAGUACCGCCAGCAGCUGUCGGAGCACUCGAGGCGCGGCUACUACAGCCAGCCGGCCCGCUACCGGGACACGGAGCUCUAGCCCCGCCGGUUGGCCCCUGCGCCGCCGGCACGUCUUCACACUGCAGAGCUGUGCUGGGGGGGCCGCCCCGGAGGGCACUGCGGUCUGUUACUGCUGCUCGCUGCAGAGGACCAAAAGCUGUGUUAAUUCUGUUUGCCUGUUGGUAACGUGUAUAUUACGAAGCAAUAACUAUUUCCCUUCAUUAAUAGCUGCCUUCAAGGACUGUCUCUGUGUGAGGCAGAAUGUGAAUAAAGGAAUAAUUCCUGUUGUACACAAACUAAAUUCCAAGUAUUUUAGUACAGCUCUCUAAGUGCCUUUCAUGAGAAGUGUCUUCGGUUCUCUUCCUAUGAAGCUUUAUGCAAAGCCAUAAUGGGUUAAAACUAUUUUGACUAAAUUUUGAUACCAAUUUAAUAGCCGUGGUUUUCUCUGCUCUAUCUUUUCAAGGGAUUUAUCUUUGUAAUAUUUUUCAUAAACUCUGUAUAUGUAAUAGCUGUACUUAGUAAUUUGGCUAUAUGGGCUAAGUAGCUUGAAGACCAAGAAGGUAUAAAAAUUUGUUUGUUUAAAAUCAUGUGCCCCACAAAAAGAUACUUGAGGAAAUACAUUUUUGUCUGUAAGUGUAUGUACUGACAGUAGUCAGUUUUAUAGUUUAAUAAAAAGAAAUACAUUCAA
Molecule: messenger RNA, 4399 nt
Organism: Lepus europaeus (European hare)
Lineage: Eukaryota; Metazoa; Chordata; Mammalia; Lagomorpha; Leporidae
Gene: TJP2
Product: tight junction protein 2
Exons: 24
Coding region: 263-3751 (1162 amino acids)
Biological process (GO): cell-cell adhesion; cell-cell junction organization; establishment of endothelial intestinal barrier
Cellular component (GO): bicellular tight junction; plasma membrane
Molecular function (GO): cell adhesion molecule binding
Source: RefSeq, a predicted model, not a curated record